This is a messenger RNA of Fulvia fulva, 261 nucleotides long. RefSeq lists its product as uncharacterized. Bases 1 to 261 code for a protein of 86 amino acids. The record is from RefSeq and is a predicted model, not a curated record. The transcript is spliced from 3 exons. Lineage: Eukaryota; Fungi; Ascomycota; Dothideomycetes; Mycosphaerellales; Mycosphaerellaceae.
AUGAGCGCAAUUCGCAAUAACAACGCCGUGCUACCCAUAGGUACCCAAGCGCGCUACGUCCACGACCUCUUCCUCACCUACAGCCGCAUCAAUCGCCCCUGCCGGCCGAAUGCAGAUAUCAAGGCAGGGAAGGAGUUGACAACCACGUAUAUGUUAAAUAUAAGGAGCGAGAAGCAGAGACAGGAGCAGUUGCAGGAGGGGUGCGGUUUUAAGCGACCUUCGCCCCCCCUCCCCACAACUCCCCAGACUGCUAUCGGCUAG